Molecule: messenger RNA, 6582 nt
Organism: Oncorhynchus mykiss (rainbow trout)
Lineage: Eukaryota; Metazoa; Chordata; Actinopteri; Salmoniformes; Salmonidae
Product: sodium-dependent multivitamin transporter
Biological process (GO): transmembrane transport; sodium ion transport
Cellular component (GO): membrane
Molecular function (GO): symporter activity
Source: RefSeq, a predicted model, not a curated record
CUAAAAUAUAUAUAUUUAACUUAACAAUGUGAAAAAAGACAAGGGGUCUGAAUACUUUUCGAAGGCACUAUGUUCUGCAGAAAAAAGUAAUCGACUGCCAGUUAAAAUGUGUCUUAUUCGUACCGUUAACUGUAAUCAGUUUAACCCCGUGUUAACCAGCCCACCACACACUAAUAGAGACAACAACUCUGUUGACUUUACCCAAUCCAUUUACCGGUGCGUAUCUGAACAAUAAUAUGUCCUUUACAUUUUCAAUAUUGAGAUUUAAAAAUAAAUGUAAAAAGAUAAUGACAUCAAUUAUUUAAGGAUCGUAUAGGCCUACUCUAGUAGAGGUUUUUAAUUUCAGAGUCCUUUAUCCUUGCCCGACAUUAGGUCUGUUAAUAUUUAUUUGAGUUUUAUCUUGACGUCUAUUAGUUCCGAUUCACAAGUUUACUUCACCCUAAACAUUUCAGUAAGGCCAGAUUGUCUACAUUCUACCCAAAUAUUGAUGGUACAUGUGAUGUGUGUGAAGGCUCCUUGGCAGACUUGAGCCAGAUGUUCUGGGCCUGACCCCGUCUGGCAGACUACUGGUCCACUAUAUUUACCUGUCUGAAGCAUUUGAGUUGCAGCCCAGUGUAGAAAUAUCUAUUUUUGUAGUACCAAAAGACAAUCCUUCCCUGACCAAUAAGACUGCUAGAUUCCAUUGCCUCCCUGUUGGCCUGAGGAAGGAUUCUGGAUUGUAAAUCUGUCAAUCCUCCCUUAGCCUCUCUUUGGCUCAAAGAUUUGAUGUGAUUCCUAAAAUUAGAACAAAUAAAGUAUACUAUUAGAGGGUCAACCAACAAAUUUUAUUCCACCUGGGACACGAUGAUAUCUUAUUUUAAACACCCCCAAAGGCUUUCUCCAGAUUAGUACUCCUGGGCCCCACCCCCACCCAUUGACGUUCCAGCUAUAUGGGCCUAUAAGAUCCCAUUUUUGUUUUCUGAUAUGUCCCUCAAUGACUUUGCCUUUAUUUUUAGAAUGUGUUUGAAGGCAUUCUGGAGGGGGGCGGAUGGGAGGUUGAGGGGAGUCAAAAAUGGGAAACGUACAAUAUCUUAAUCUUUCAUUAACUGUGAAUAAAAAUAUGAUGUAUAAAAAAGGCAACGUGAGAGGAUUAUUUACUGUCAGACAUACUGUGUCGUCCUACUUUGAAGUGUAACCUGGAGUGAAUGAGGAGAAGUCCGGUAGUUUAUUGUUAACAGCCGGAGCUUUAAACUUCUGCAUCCCUUGGAAUCUAGGAUUUAUGAUGAUGAUUGCACAAUGUAAGGACUGAAGUCAUGGCACUGACCCCUCACUUACUUACACCAGCUCACCCUCUCAUACCUUCACACACACUCUCUCGCAUUAACACAUGACCGCUUGCUCUGAGGACUAAUGGAAUGAGAGCUCAGCGUCUCACCAGAUCUCCUCCUUGACUCGCCUCGCUCUGCAGGAAGCUGCCAGUUAUGCAGGACAGGGCAGUUCAGAUCAGCUGGAAUUGGGUCUUCCCUUUGCCUUCUACAGGGGCUUAUGAUUGGCGCCUAUGAGGAAGACACUCCCACAGCUUGGCUAUUAUUAAGUUCCAGGUUCUGUGUGAGACGGCCAACCUCAGACCACCGUUCGCCAGCCAGCCCAACCACUGACACGCAUUUUAACCUUCCACUUCGGUGUCUGGGAGGAGACCUAUAGGUGAGUGUCCACUAACACCGUCCUCAUCCACCCGGGCUGCGCCACCCACGCCCAACCCCACCUCCAUUCCCAGCCCCUCACCCCGCGGCAUCAUGGGGGACGUAGUCCAGAUGCACUUCUCCACGCCGGACUAUGUGAUCUUUGCCCUGCUGCUGGUGGCGUCCACGUGCAUCGGCCUGUUCUACGCCCUGUCCGGCGGGCGCCAGCGCACCACGCAGGAGUUCCUAUUGGCCGACCGUUCUAUGAGCUGCCUGCCCGUGUCGCUCUCGCUGCUCGCCACCUUCCAGUCAGCCGUGGCCAUCCUGGGAGUGCCCUCGGAGAUCUACACCUACGGAACGCAGUACUGGUUCCUGGGAGUCUCCUACUUCCUGGGUCUGCUUGUCCCCGCCCACGUCUUCAUACCUGUCUUCUACAGGCUCCGCCUCACCAGUGCUUAUGAGUAUUUGGAGCUGCGCUUCAAUAAGACGGUUCGCAUCAUGGGCACCGUGACCUUUAUCUUUCAGAUGGUGAUCUAUAUGGGAGUGGUCCUCUAUGCACCAGCACUCGCACUCAAUGCAGUGACUGGAUUUGACCUCUGGGGGGCAGUGCUGGCCAUGGGACUGGUGUGCACCCUAUACACAACAUUAGGAGGGCUGAAGGCAGUCAUCUGGACAGACGUGUUCCAGACCAUUGUGAUGUUUGCUGGCCAACUGGCGGUCAUCAUAGUGGGGGCCCACCAGGCAGGAGGCAUGGGAGAGGUGUGGAGGAAAGCCAUCAACGGCAGCCGCAUCGCAAGUCUGGACCUGAACCCUGACCCGACGGAGAGGCACACGUUCUGGACGCUGGGCGUGGGCGGGGUGUUCCUCAUGCUGGCGCUGUACGGGGUCAACCAGGCCCAGGUCCAGAGGUACCUCAGCUCCCGCACUGAGAGGGAGGCGGUCAUGUCGUGCUACGUGGUGUUUCCCUGCCAGCAGGUGGUGUUGUGUCUGGGCUGUCUGAUGGGCCUGGUGAUGUUUGCUCGCUACGGUGAGGAUAGCCCACUGGAUAAGGGUUACGUCAAAACCAAUGACCAGAUGGUGCUGUACUUUGUGAUGGAUGUGUUCAGGGACCUGCCUGGCCUACCAGGGCUGUUUGUCGCCUGCCUGUUCAGCGGCGCUCUCAGUACCAUCUCAUCAGCGUUUAACUCCCUAGCGACGGUAACCAUGGAGGACCUAAUCAAGCCUUACUGCCCGACCAUGACGGAGGCCAAAGCCACACUGCUCUCCAAAGGCCUGGCGUUUGCCUACGGGCUGGUGUGUCUGGCCAUGGCCUACACCGCGUCUCACAUGGGCUCAGUGCUGCAGGCAGCAUUAAGUAUCUUUGGGAUGGUGGGUGGUCCUCUCCUCGGUCUCUUCUGUCUGGGAAUGUUCUUCCCCUGGGCUAACUCCACUGGUGCGAUAGUAGGGUUGGUGGCAGGCCUGGUUAUGGCCUUCUGGAUUGGCAUUGGGCAUUUCGUGUCCCGUAUGGCGGUGCCCACUACUCUGCCCCCCAUCAUCAACGGCACCGCUAUGCCCCUCCCCAGCAACAUGACCACUGCUGUCAUGACCACCCUGAUUACCUUGAUCACCGCCAAACCAAAGCCUACGGGUGUGCAGGCCCUGUACAAUCUAUCCUAUUUGUGGUACAGUGCCCACAACUCUACCACUGUGGUGAUAGUGGGACUGAUAGUCAGCCUGCUGACUGGUCCUAUGAAGGAGAAGGACCUGACCCCAGGGACGGUGUACCCUGUCCUGGGCAACCUGCUCUUCUUCCUGCCUGAAUGCUACAGGGAGAUACUCUGCUGUGUCACCCCACUGCCACAGAAGCCCAAAGCUAUCGACACGCAUCCUUACCAGAUGGCUCGGAAGGAGAGCAAUGGAGUGUCCCAUCCCAAAGAGGAGGAGAAGACUGAGGAGACGGAGCGGGAGAAGGAUGAGGACGAGGAGACCGCAACCCCUCAGCCUUCCUGCCGGCUGGCUCACACGUUGCAGGAGACGGCCUUGUAGACACCCCCUCCCCCCAACGCACACACACACAGCCCCCAGCCAAGUCCCAGCACUUUCACAAGCCCCCCUACUGCUCAGCUUUCUCUGCCCCAGGGGAGAAGAUCCACAUAGGACCGGAGGGCAAUGGAGACUCAGGGUUCCUGGACAUGACUUCCAUCAAGCGCCACAGGGUCAAUGUGGAGGAACAGGGAGUUUCACCUCUGACCCUUACUUCCUGGAGAAACUGAUACGCCACAAAUCUCUGGUGGUUAAGAGAGUCAGAGCCAGAGUCCUUUGCUAGAUUGAAGAAUGGCGUAAUAAAACGCGGUUAGUGGAUGGGGGUCCAGGGGUAUCUUGAAUUCAUUGGUACCUCAUUAACGAUGGCCCUGGUCAGUUUUCCUGAACUGAAGUAACUGGAAAUCACUAGUUAUGAAACUGGAGUUUUGAGAAGAGCCAAAAUGUCUGAAUCAAUGUGGAUUCCUGGAUGGAGAAAUACUAACGCAACACAAGUGGCAAUCACGCUCCGAGCUGAGGAGAAGUCUCGUCAUUGUUGGACUGAACCAAAGCCUGGACUGUGAUUGUGUCACUCUGUGAUUUUGUCCAAUUAUGAUUGAAGGAUUGUGGCCGCACACGCGCACAAUGAGUUGUUCCAAUGACUGUGAAAAUGGACCCAAGUCUUUCUGUUUAUCAAAGAGAAAUCAGGUAGCGACCAGGCAGUGAAGAGCGAGGUACUUCAGAUGUAACUGUCACUGCAUGUUAUUUUUAUAGAGAAGAUUAAGCAGGUACGUCAGAUGGACUAAGAAUAUUACAAAAUAUUUGAUGUCCCAGUAGACAACUUAAGGCAUAGUGACCGUGUUCUAGGUCCUUUUCACAUAUGACAUUCGGUAUCCUUGAUCGGUUUCCUGAAUUGUGACAAUCUACAAAAUACGUUUUGCUUUCUCAAGAUCUGAAAAUAACCGUUUCCGAAUGUGAUUUGCGAGACACAUUCCACAUGCCGUUAGGAAGCUAGCUUGUUAACAACGGGCAAAAAGUUUCACACGACUCACGCUGCUGCGUCACAAUACCUUGUACUCUGGUCCUGGAACUUGGACCCGCCACUCACCCAGGUCCAGGAUCAGUUUGAGCCAGGGCUCAUUUGCGUUUCACAUGUUUUAUAGCUCGGAUCAGGUACCAAAUGCUCGAGGAUACGGAUCAUACAGAAAUAUGUGAAAGCGCCCUUAAUCGAUAGCUUUGGUUUCUUAGGCUCCGUACGUCUGUUUGCUUUACAUGGCCUUUGUUUAACGUUUGCCUUUCAAGCUGCUAUAGUAAAUGAAUACGUACUUAGAUAAGAGCAGCAUACAGAUCUAUAGAGCACAAGGGAUCACCCUCAUUUGCCAUUUACUGGGAUCAUGUUUUUAGAGAGAGAAAGGCCAUUGAGUCUGCUCUACUUACUUUCAUUGAGACAACCAGACAAACUGUUGGUUUGCUAGUGACAUUAUUGAAUGUAGAAUACCAUGUCCUCUCAAUCCAUCCAUACUGUAGAUCCCAUAGUUGUCAUGAAGUGCCUCAUCAGUAGUUUGUGUUAAAUGUAGUUCUGUUAAUUUGACAACUGAUCGGUGUGUAAUCAGGAUUGUGAUCAAGUAGACUUCGGCUGUAUCGCACAGCUAUAAUGAUUCUCCAUGUGUGUCUUGGAUGUUUCUUAACUUUACGUACAUGACUUUUGGCUCGCCCCCCCCCCCCCCCCACUGCUUUAACAGAGGAUAUUUAUGUCCUGUGACUGACAACGUUGGUGUUUUGAUGAUUUAAGUUGAUGUAUAGAGAUAAUCUAUUUAAUUGUCUGAUCAAAUGGGACAGCAUUGAUUCCUGUUUUAUACUUUAAGUUACACAUUUCAAGUAUCUGUAAUGCUACCCAUCAAAUUAAGUGAAGCCCACCUCAUUCCAGGACAUGUUUCAGGUGAACUUAGUCCGACUUGAACAGAUGUCAACUUACCCAAUGUGGGUUUAUCACUAUGUUCUAGUAAUACUGAAAUACACUCUGAGCACCAUCAAGACCAAUUCUGUUGCUGUUAUCUUUCUCUUAAGUUGGCACGGACAUCUACCUAGAAAAUAUAUGAACUGUAGAGCGACACGUGCAUAUGAAGGCCAAAACAGUUGUAUUGUGUUUGCUUGAAUAUUAAACCCCUACAAAUCACACCAGGAAACUAACUCCAAGAUCGAAUAACACACAAUGUACCCAUGUAAAGAGAACCUGUAAAUCAUGGCCUCUUAAAUGACCAAUCCUGAGUGGUCUGUAACCAUAGCAUCAAUACCAAGUUACUAUGUGUGUUUAGUUUAGGGUACAUUUAGAACGCACUUGGCCAUGAGAGAGAAGCACUUGAUCAUUUCAAACGAUAAUAAAUAUUCUGACUCUAUUUAUUGUCAAUAUUUGUUCUCCCAUUUGUAUGAAUUAUUCCUAGUAUGUAUUCCACAAAACCAUAAGCAGUGGAGUUUGGUCAACUACACUGCUUUGGCUGGCCCUUCAUUUGAUCUCUGUAUUGUAAUCUUUUUUUUAAUGCUGUUGGAUUUCAUGGAUGUUGAUUGGUUCAUCCUACCAGCACACUACACAGGGGCAGCUGUGACAGGUUGGAGUAGAGCUCCAUUCGUUCACCAAACAGAAUGUCUGUGUCCUGUUCAUUAAGUCAAAAUGGGAGUGAACGUUUUCAAAAAGAGACUGAGCUUCCCUAUUGGAAAAGUGGUACCUUUUUCUAUUUUGGACACUACCGAACAUGAAAUGAGUCUUCAAUAGAGGCUAAUUCUGUGUCUGACCACUCUAGUGGUCAUUAUUUCACAACAUUGUCAUGUAUUUGUCCUCUCAAAAUGAAAUGUUUAAGUGAAUGAAUUGUAAGUGGUAAGAUCCGUCGUUGCUCUGUUUUUGAAAAUAAAAUGUUUGAUUGGAUGA